This is a messenger RNA of Tripterygium wilfordii, 538 nucleotides long. Its product is annotated as precursor of CEP1-like. Lineage: Eukaryota; Viridiplantae; Streptophyta; Magnoliopsida; Celastrales; Celastraceae. The coding region runs from base 27 to 347 and encodes 106 amino acids. Gene Ontology annotation, molecular function: hormone activity. Gene Ontology annotation, biological process: regulation of leaf morphogenesis; root development; regulation of root development. Gene Ontology annotation, cellular component: extracellular region. The transcript has a single exon. The record is from RefSeq and is a predicted model, not a curated record.
CUUUCUUUCUUAAUUCCCUUGUUUUCAUGGCAAACGUUAAGCUUAUAGUUUCUACUACUUUUCUCUUCCUAGUUUUGUUGUUUUCUUGGGGAUCAAUUAGGUUUACUGAAGCAAGGCUUUCGAAGAUGUCUGGAAAUUAUGGUAACAACAAUCUGAUAACCAAUAUAGAAGGCAAUUAUGAUGUUGUUAAGUCUCGUCGCAUGGCUUUACAGGACGAGGUGGUUGGCAGUGUUGCUGGUAAUAUUGGUCCUGAUGCAGCUAACAACGAUGAUUUUCGACCCACAACACCAGGCCACAGUCCUGGUGCUGGCCACUCUACUGGACCUGGAAGCGAAGAACCACUUUAAAUAACUCAUACAUAUAUAUGUGUGUGUGUGUAUGUAUGCAGUAUGUAUCUAUAUAUAUGUGUGUGUUUGCGUAGUUUCAUUCCAUGCAAUGUUAUUUUUAUGCAGUACUCGUGAUUUAUCUGUUGUAUAAUAUACCAAUAUUGUAUAAUACUUGGGUAUGCUUUUAUGUAUUUUUUACAUUCUCAACGCAA